UAAUUCCCGAGCUUUUCUUCCUGCCGGAAAUGCUGGUAAACAGCUCAGGAUACCGGUUGGGCAUCCCCGAGUCUCCUUCAGGUGACGUGAUCUUGCCGCCGUGGGCGUCGUCUCCUGAGGAGUUCAUACGGAUCAACCGCAUGGCUUUGGAGUCGGAAUUCGUCAGUUGCCAGCUGCAUCAAUGGAUCGAUUUGAUAUUCGGCUACAAGCAGAGAGGGCCCGAAGCCGUCCGAGCCACGAACGUUUUCUACUACCUAACGUACGAGGGCGGCGUGCGACUGGAUCAAAUCACAGAGCCCGUGACGCGAGCCGCCAUCGAGGAUCAGAUUCGCAGCUUCGGGCAGACGCCUGCGCAGUUGCUAAGCGAACCGCACCCGCCCCGCGCCUCGACUAUGCACUUAGCUCCGCUAAUGUUCGCGGCCGCGCCCGACGACGUCUGCGUGCGACUCAAGCUGCCGUCGAACGCCGCCGUCGUGCACGUGUCGGCGAACACGUACCCGCAGCUGUCCAUGCCGGCCGCCGUGACCGUGAGCGCCGCGCGCGCCUUCGCGGCGCACCGCUGGCUGGGCGGCGGCUGCGCGCACGCCGCGGCGCGCCACGCGGCCGAGCACGCGCAGCCCCCGCCGCACCCCGUGCUCAUGGACCCCGUGUGGGCGGCGGGCGGCGCGGGCGCUCUGUCGCGGCGCCAGCUGGGCGACAACUUCUCGCAGCGGGUGCGCGCGCGCAACAACUGCUUCGUCACCACCGUCGACUCGCGCUUCCUCAUCGCGGCCGGCUUCUGGGACAACUCCUUCCGCGUCUUUUCCACCGAAACCGCGAAAAUAGUACAAAUAAUCUUCGGCCACUACGGCGUGGUGACGUGCGUGUCACGCUCCGAAUGCAACAUCACGUCCGACUGCUACAUCGCCUCGGGCUCCGAGGACUGCACCGUCCUCUUGUGGCACUGGUCGGCGCGACACGGCGGCAUCGUGGGCGAGGGCGAGGCGCCGGCGCCGCGCGUGUCGCUGACGGGGCACGACGCGCCCAUCAACGGCGUGCUGGUCUCGGCCGAGCUGGGCCUAGUCAUCUCCUCCUCCGUCAACGGGCCGGUCCUCAUCCACACGACGUUCGGCGAGUUGCUGCGGGCCCUCCCCGCGGCGGAGGGCGUGUCCUCCCCGCAGCAGCUGGCGCUGUCGCGGGAGGGCGUCAUCGUCGUGGCCUACGCCAGGGGCCACCUCGCCGCCUUCACCUUGAACGGGCGCCGACUCCGGCAGGAGACGCAUAACGACAACUUCCAUUGCCUGGUGCUGUCCCGCUGCGGCGAGUACCUGGUGUGCGGCGGCGACCUGGGCGUGGUGGAGGUGUGGCGCGCCUUCACGCUGGCGCCCCUCUACGCCUUCCCGCCCGCCGGCGCGCCCGUCUGCAGCCUGGCCUUGUCGCACGACCAGAAAUUCCUGCUAGCGGGUCUGGAGAACGGCUCGCUGGUGGUGUUCCACAUCGACUUCAACCGGUGGCACCACGAGUACCAGCAGCGCUACUGAGCGCCGCCUUGCUGCGCGCACCGCCACCGCCGCACGCACUGGCACUGAACACGUCUAUGUUGUCUGCAGUUGGGAAACACUUCUUUUAAACACGUUCUUACGCUUCGAUAAACACUAUGUGAACAUUUUCUUUCGCAAACGCCGCCAUUUUAAUGGCGGCGGACUUUUGUUUUUACAAAAUGGCGGCAACUUUAUAAAAGUUUACAGACGGCAUAGAUUUGUAUGAAAAUAUUUGAAUUUUACAUCUUGUUAAAUAAUUAAACAAAGAUGCUAAUUGCGUAAUUCUAGGGAAGUACUUAUUAUUAGUUUUUAAGAAUAAACCAUUUUACAGUUUUGACAUUCCAUUGUUUACGUAUUAACUAAUAUAUUGAUGAAAUUAUGUUUGUAUUAUUUUGAAUCGAUUUAUUUUAUUAAUUUAGUGCCAUAGGAUAGUUUAAAUAAAGUGCUGUAAAUCGAGACGUACUUAAAUAUUUACAAUUCCUUAAAGUAUUUCUACAUACUUAGAUCUCUACAUGCAGCUGACGUCCAUUUUAUUUUAGUCUAUUUAUUUUCCAGUCAUUAUAUGUAUAGAACUUAGAUUUGGAUUUUCGUGCAAUAUUAUUAAUUACUAUUUUAUCUUAUUUUUUUCCAACUUAUCCUUUAUGAAUGUACUUAAUUUUUUGUAAAACUUAAAUUCCUUUUUUUAAUUUUUUGCUAUUUUCUGGUGGUGGUAAAAU
This is a messenger RNA of Hyposmocoma kahamanoa, 2236 nucleotides long. Its product is annotated as neurobeachin-like. Gene Ontology annotation, molecular function: protein kinase binding. The transcript is spliced from 10 exons. Gene Ontology annotation, biological process: intracellular protein localization. Lineage: Eukaryota; Metazoa; Arthropoda; Insecta; Lepidoptera; Cosmopterigidae. Gene Ontology annotation, cellular component: cytosol; membrane. The record is from RefSeq and is a predicted model, not a curated record. Bases 30 to 1520 code for a protein of 496 amino acids.